CUAAUUUUUAAAAUUUGUUAGGUGGUACAAAUCGAUAAAUGCAAUUCGUUGGCAUCACAAAAUGGCAUCUAAGAAAUCAAAAAAAGCUGGUCUUGGAGAAAUUUCUCUAAGAGACAUGGUUCUCACUCAGUACAGUUUCAUGGCAUACGUUUACAUUGCGCCUAAAUCUUUUGGAUUAUGCAAUACACAUGAAGAAGACGAAGCAUUUAACCACGUCUGGCGUGUAAAUGGAUACAUGCUAGGAAUCUCUGACAGAUUUAAUUUGUGUCGAAAUAAUGUAAAUGAAACUAUUAAAUUGUGUAAAAAGAUCAAAGAUCUAUACACAACUUAUUUAAUAAAUUGUAAAACAUCACCCGACUUUCACAAAGUAGUAUCAACUAUAUCAGAUGCGUUAUGGUACGUUAUGAUCACCUUAGAUAAAGAUUCCUUGAUGGCAUUCACCUGUGACUUACAUAAUGUUCCAUACAAAAAACUUGGAUGGUACAGUUGGCUAAAUAAGAAAUUUCAUGAAGGAUUAUUUUAUUUAUUUUUUGUUCCUUAUGUUGGAGCAGUUGUAAGAAUAUGUUAUAACUACCUCUCUCAAUUCGUAAUUUGGAAUUUGGAUAAAUUUCCUAUAUUUGCCUGGUUAAAAUUUGGAAAGAAUAAUGUUCAAUUUAAUCUUUAUCCUAAACACUAA
Molecule: messenger RNA, 676 nt
Organism: Solenopsis invicta (red fire ant)
Lineage: Eukaryota; Metazoa; Arthropoda; Insecta; Hymenoptera; Formicidae
Exons: 4
Coding region: 62-676 (204 amino acids)
Source: RefSeq, a predicted model, not a curated record